Molecule: messenger RNA, 1104 nt
Organism: Loxodonta africana (African savanna elephant)
Lineage: Eukaryota; Metazoa; Chordata; Mammalia; Proboscidea; Elephantidae
Gene: ZG16
Product: zymogen granule protein 16
Exons: 3
Coding region: 1-504 (167 amino acids)
Source: RefSeq, a predicted model, not a curated record
AUGUUGACCAUUGCUCUCCUAGCCCUCCUUUGUGCUUCAGCCUCUGUCAAUGCCAUUCAGGUUCAGUCCUCUUCCUACAAUGGUGAGUAUGGAGGUAGUGGAGGACAGCGAUUCUCCCAUUCUGGCAACCAGCUGGAAGGCCCCAUCACCGCCAUCCGUGUCCGCGUCAACAGAUACUACAUCGUAGGCCUCCAGGUGCGCUAUGGCAAGGUGUGGAGCGACUACGUGGGUGGCACCCUCGGAGACCUAGAGGAGAUCUUUCUGCACCCUGGCGAAUCAGUGAUCCAGGUGUCUGGCAAGUACAAGUUCUACCUGAGGAAGCUUGUCUUCGUGACCGACAAAGGCCGCUACCUACCUUUUGGGAAAGAUACAGGCACAAGUUUCAAUGCUGCCCCCUUGUACCCCAACACCGUGCUACGAUUCAUCAGUGGCCGGUCAAGCAUCUUCAUCAAUGCCAUUGGCCUGCACUGGGAUGUCUACCCCAGUGUUUGUAGCAGCUGCUGAGCCCCAGCUUUCUGCUUGGCAGGGGCACUGUGUUGGAGGUGUGAGAAUUCCCUUACCACUAACCCCUAUCCAAAUGGCUCAAUAAAAGAACAUGGCUAAAGCUAGUGUGUAUGUGGGUGUCUGCAGCUGGGAUCCGCCUUUGACUCUGGGUAUGGAUAUGUGAAUCUCUUCUCUGGCUGUCUGUUGGACAUAAAUCUGGGGAAGAGUGGGAGGAUGAGAGAGAGAGGUGCUAUGUAAGAAUCCUGGGCUUUUAUAUUUUCUCAAGAGGAGAUAAGAUUCUGGCUUGCGCCAACUCUUUUUUCAAGGAUAGUUCUAGAGAAUGUUUACCUAAACUGGAGUUCUGAGGCUGAGGGCAAGGCCUAGUUGUAGCUUAUUACCAAAAUCCCAGAUGUUCCACUCUCAAGCUCUCCUCCCUGCUUGUCCUCCCACUGAGAAAGCACUUCUCUGCCAAAAGGCUGUCACCUCACUCUUCUGACGUUAAUCUACUCGCUGUAUGUGGGUAGCCUGGGCUAUUACCCUUUAUUCUUUCCCAGAACCUACCUGACUCCUAAAAUUUAACCUAAGUUUAUUUUUUUUUAUGUCUAAGGACUCUGCCCUGUU